Molecule: messenger RNA, 216 nt
Organism: Penicillium samsonianum
Lineage: Eukaryota; Fungi; Ascomycota; Eurotiomycetes; Eurotiales; Aspergillaceae
Exons: 1
Coding region: 1-216 (71 amino acids)
Source: RefSeq, a predicted model, not a curated record
AUGCUUAUCCUCGCUCUCGCCGCUGCUAGUAGCCAUCUCAACCUUCUCGGACUCAGUGGCAUGGUGGUCGGUGGCAGUCAAGCCAAGCUCGAUCUGCAUCUGGCCGAUCUGCUCAGUACCUUUGACUUCGGUGCCCUCGGUUUGACGCCAAAUCUGUGCGGCCGCGUCUCACGGAGACCUCCGAAACUACACUGGGUGUGGUAUCAUUGGGAUUGA